AUGACGACCAUAACUCCUCAGGACCAGGACCAAUUGGCCUAUGUACGGUCCGUAUCUUCUCACUCGGACAAAGAGAAGAGUGCCAUUACCACCGACAUCACCUCCGUGUCUGAUGAGUCUGAAGGGAAGUUAGAACCCGUGCGAUUCAUCAACACAGAUGACCCGUUUCCGGAGUCUCCGGAUGCGCCUGUUGAGGAACAACAGCUAACUAUUCGAGCCGUACUAGUCGGCUGCAUGUUGGGCGGCAUCAUCGCAGCUAGCAACAUCUACCUGGGUCUCAAGACGGGGUGGACGUUUGGCUCGUCACUCUUCGGCGCCAUCUUAGGCUUCGCAAUUUUGAAACCACUGUCAAGAAGUGCACCCACUUUCCUUGGCGGAGGCUAUUUUGGGCCCAAAGAAAACAACAUUUGUCAAUCAGCUGCUACGUCAGCAGGAAGUCUUGGAUUGCUCUUCACCUCAGGUUUUCCCGCCGCUUACCAGCUUGGACUGUUGAGCGUCCACCCUAAAGAUGACUUUGCCAGACUGAUCACUUUCACCAUUUGUUGCGCAUUCUUCGGUUUGAGCUUCACUCAACCGCUGAGGAAAUUCUACAUUUUGAAGUUAAAGCUCGUAUUUCCUUCCGGUGUGGCUGCUGCGUACACGAUCCAUUCCUUGCAUGUCGGCAUAAACGCAGAGGCAACAGCAAGGAAGAAAACCAAGGCACUGAUAUGGGCCUUCGUCUUUGCCAUUAUUUUGCGGGUGGUCAGCGAGUAUGCUCCGGGAAUGCUUUGGGAUUGGCAUGUUUUCUACGCUCUGAACAGAAUCGGGUGGAGUUCAGCAAUUGCCGCUGAGAGCUGGGGAUGGAUUUGGGAGUGGACGCCCGCGUUCAUUGGUGUAGGGAUGCUCACAGGCAUCAACGCCUCGUAUAGCUUCCUCGGUGGAAGUUUUUUCGCGUGGGCUAUUUUGGGUCCUAUAAUUGUUGCAAAAGGACUGGCUUUCGGGACCAUUGCAAACCCAUCUAUACCUGGAUACAUGAAUUAUAUGGGAAUGAGUCUUACAGAUCCCAUCCAUCAUCCAUCUCCUAGAUACUGGCUGAUCUGGCCGGGCACACUGAUGCUCCUGUGCGCAAGUUUUGCAGAAGUGGGGUGUAAUUGGAAGUCCUUGUAUGCCGGAAUGCGCUCCGCAUGUGGAACGCUCCUGCAGCGGUUCUCGAAAGACAAUGUAGAGGACGAUUCCUUUGAUCCUGUACCCGAGCACGAACGUGUCCCCUUCUGGGCCUGGGGUUCUCUCCUUGUCCUCAGUACCAUCAUUACGUGCGUCGUGAUGGAUGUCCAGUUCGGACAGAACGUUGGUGUCACCCUCCUUGCAAUUCUAUUCUCCUUCUUAUUCAGCUUCAUUGGUUGUGAAAGUGCUGGUCGGACGAACAUUAAUCCCGUCACAUCAAUCGGUAAUGCUUCGCAGCUGAUCUUCGGAGGUUUAGGGAGGGGUCAGAACUACGCCGUCAAACGAGGCGAACUCCUAAACUUGCUUUCUGGAAUGUUGACACUAGGCAAGGUUCUUUGUUCAGACACGGAAUAUCUGUUGAUGCUGUUAUUAGCUGCGCAUAUGGUUGGGGACCUGAAGACUACGCACCUCCUCCGAUCAUCUCCAAAGGCUGUAUUCGUUGCUCAACUCUUCGGAGCCGUGGUAUCAAUUUUUGUAUCAGCUGGUCUCUACGUUGUGUUUUCUACUGCUUACCCCUGCAUCAAUGACCUGAACCACACGACAUGCGCAUUCCCAACGCCUGAUGUGCAGUCAUGGCGUGCAGUGGCUGUUGCUGUAUCUUCGAGCACGUUACCCAUUCCGCCGUCGUCUGGAUAUGCCGCCAUCGCACUUGGAUUAGCAGCUGUCCUCUCUGUCGUGGCCAAGUAUACUGUGGUGCCUCCGAAAUAUCACGACUUCAUACCCAACUUCAACGCUAUUGGAAUUGGGUUUAUCAUGAGUAAGUUCUUUAACAACUAUCAAAUGUACUGUUUUGCUAUUGCCGCGGGCUUUAUUGCAGGAGAAGGUCUCGGUGGUAUCGUGAAUGCUAUUUUCACAAUCGCGGGCAUUUCUGGUGCAACACAUGGGACAUCCGUCGGGUGUCCUGGAGGCGUUUAUUGCGGAUAG
Molecule: messenger RNA, 2127 nt
Organism: Suillus paluster
Lineage: Eukaryota; Fungi; Basidiomycota; Agaricomycetes; Boletales; Suillaceae
Product: OPT oligopeptide transporter protein-domain-containing protein
Exons: 11
Coding region: 1-2127 (708 amino acids)
Cellular component (GO): fungal-type vacuole membrane
Molecular function (GO): oligopeptide transmembrane transporter activity
Source: RefSeq, a predicted model, not a curated record